AUGGCGCGCGAGCUCUCCGAAACUGAGCGUGAGAAUGACGCAGAAUUCGAAAGACUUCUCGAAGAAGAAAGGCAGGCCAUUGCCGACCACCAGCUCGCUUUGACUCUGUCCGGCUUGAGCACCGAUGACCCAGAGUACGUACUCAGCUCGACUUACGCUACAAACCUGGCGAACGAUCGCUGCCUCGGUACCAAUGAGCAGUGGGCUCGUGCGAAGGAGCUCUACGCAGAGAUACACGCAUACGAAAUCGCUUCGCAAGCGUCAAUCGAUCCUGAUGAGACAAGCGAUACCGAAGAAGAAGUAACCGAAGACGACUCAGAACCAGACCCGGAAGAGCCCCUCACCCUGUGUGAGGCGUGUCUCGACAACAUACCGACCGUAGACACUCUGACGCUUGAGUCUAUUGCCGAAACUGCCUCCUCGAUCAUUUCACCAUGGCUCUCGACGACGUUUCGAUAUUUCCCCCCAAAUGCUGCAAGAUCCCAAUACCUCUUGAGGUCUGUCGUACCAUGCUUCCUCAAGGAUAUGUCAAAAAGUUUGACCUCAAAGUAG
Molecule: messenger RNA, 552 nt
Organism: Alternaria novae-zelandiae
Lineage: Eukaryota; Fungi; Ascomycota; Dothideomycetes; Pleosporales; Pleosporaceae
Exons: 2
Coding region: 1-552 (183 amino acids)
Source: RefSeq, a predicted model, not a curated record